Messenger RNA from Raphanus sativus (radish), 618 nucleotides. RefSeq lists its product as uncharacterized. Bases 1 to 618 code for a protein of 205 amino acids. Lineage: Eukaryota; Viridiplantae; Streptophyta; Magnoliopsida; Brassicales; Brassicaceae. The record is from RefSeq and is a predicted model, not a curated record. The transcript has a single exon.
AUGGUUUACCAAACCAACUUUCAUCAAACGCAGCCGUUCUCCGUCGCUCUUCGUCGGUGGUGGUCACGUCCAAUGAUGACUAUCCCACCAUCUAAUGGACGUAGUUGCACUAACAAAGAAUGUGCGGCUAUGUGUGCACCCUGCUUUGGCGCCUUACUCACCGUUGUCGCCGUGUACUUAAUUUUUUUGUACAUCGACAAAGCCCACUCCCACGCCAAAAUCUCCCUCCAGUCCCUCGCCCUCUCCUCCGCAACGUGGCAAUGCGAUUUUCUCGUGAAAAUCCAGACCUCGAGGUAUUCUAUCUACUACAACGUCGAUGACGCUGCCGUGAGGCUUGGUUCUCGAAACGCCGCCGUUUUGAACAUCACUAGCCAACGUGUUUCUAGAGAUGACACGGCUUUCUCGUUGGUUUUCGUUGCUAAGGAGGAGAAUCGAAGCGACGCUGGAGCGCUUGAGGUCAAACUCAUGGCGAAGCAUAAGCGUUACGUGGAUAAUGAUGAAGCUGGACACUUUAAUAUUCGGUGCCAAAAUCUGACUCGGAUUAUAUGUGAAUCCUCUUUUACUGGUUUUAGGUUGUUUACUCUUUCAAAAAUAAGACAACGAGCGACAGUUGAAUAA